Molecule: messenger RNA, 9132 nt
Organism: Hyalella azteca
Lineage: Eukaryota; Metazoa; Arthropoda; Malacostraca; Amphipoda; Hyalellidae
Exons: 15
Coding region: 140-8527 (2795 amino acids)
Biological process (GO): microtubule-based movement
Molecular function (GO): microtubule motor activity; protein binding
Source: RefSeq, a predicted model, not a curated record
CCGGAACAGUCGAACAGUUGAUAUUCCCGUUGAAGAGUCGAACAAUUGAGCAUAAUAACAGCGAGUUAUUCUUCUGAGUAUUAUAGCUACCAUCACCUGAUAGGUACUACCAUCACCUGAUAGAGAGGGUUCAGUACAUAUGGCCACACUCACGCCCCUCACGCUCACUCGCUCCUCCGAGGCCACCCCCUGGGGCUUCCGGCUGUCUGGAGGCGCGGACUACAAGAGUCCCCUCAUCGUGCAGAGGGUAACCGCAGGCUCGAUAGCAGCGCAGCACCUGAGCGUCGGCGACGCUAUCAUCCUGCUGGAGGGCGAGGACGCUAAGACGCUGUGUCACUUCGACGCCUGUGACCUCGUCAAGCAUUCCUGCAAGAAGCUGUCAAUGACGGUCCGCAAGGCCUCCUCCAUACAGUACCUUCAUGAAGAGAACAGAAUUCACCAAGAGAAAUUAGAACAAAUUGUUGUAGCGGAGCAGAAACAGCAAGAACUGGAGCGCAAAUACAAGAGAGCGAUGUCUACACCCCCUCUCGAUACGACCACGUCCAACAGAUCAACUCCGCAGCUCAUGUUAUCGUCGCCUGCGUGUUCUAUAGCUUCACAUCGAAACAUCCAGUCCCCUCCAACAGGACCUAUUUCUGAUCGAAACGUCCAGUCCCCUCCAACAGGACCGAUUUCUGAUCGAAACGUCCAGUCCCCUCCAACAGGACCGAUUUCUAAUCGAAACGUCCAGUCCCCUCCAACAGGACCGAUUUCUAAUCGAAACAUCCAGUCCCCUCCAACAGGACCGAUUUCUAAUCGAAACGUCCAGUCCCCUCCAACGGGACUUAUUUCACCUCCAUGGGCUACCUACGAUACUGCUGGAAUCACGUCCCCUCCAAACGCAGCCUAUCAUGUUAGCGUUUCAUCACCUAGCCUUAAAUGUCAGGCAGGAAACACUUCUUCUCGGACGAUUGCGCAUGAUGAAGAGUGCUCCCUAAUUUUGUCUCCUGUUAUGAAAAACGUCACGUCUCCUUCAAACAGAUCUACUCCAAUCAACGUCUCAUCUCCAAUUGUGCCAUUAGGGAUUGGCUCUCCGCAUAACACGAUGUCACCGACCAUUGUUCAAGUAGCCCCUAAUCAUGAACCAUCUACUCCAAUAACGUCCCCACCUCCCCAGUGUCCAAAGUUCCCCACAAACAAUCCUAAGGUGAGCAGCGACAGAUUUUUCGCACGCUCACUUCCUCCAGCUGUUGAAAAUUCUAGUCCUUCGUUUUGUUCUGCUCAAGGCCAAGUCCUUUCGUCGAGCCAGACAAGCACGGCGUUGGUCCCAACAACAGCUCUUUCCCCUCCUUUUCCUAGCAGAGAUGAAAGAGAUACCGAUCAAGAAAUCCUAUUUGUUGAACAAAAGAGCGAUGCGCAACGGAGACAGCUUCAACUAAUGAUUCAGGAGAAAUUGAGGUUGGAAGAAAAGAUGAUGAUCGCGAAACGCAGAGAGGGGAUUAAAGCCGAAAGGAUGUUGAACAGCUCCCCCGCAGCCACUGCAGGACACGUACCUAUGCGGAGAGACGCAACGUCGAAAAUCAAAUCAUCAAAAGCAACUAUUUCAAAUCCAAACUUGGAAAUUGCACCUGCAACCCUCAAAAAAGAAGCGUCAUCGACUUUGUUAACUGCAGUAAAAUUGGUACAGCAGGAACUGCAACGCACAAAAAAUGCUGUAUCAGACCAAUUGGCGACAAAAGACACUGGAAACAUGUCAAUUAAGACAGAAAUCCCACAAAAUCAAGUUCCAGCAAGCCAAACUGCAAUACCGAUAGCAAAGGCUGCUAGUCAUCAAGAAGAAGCAAACAAAAUCCUCGAGAGGCUUAAAAAGACUGCACGCGAGAAGAUAGCUGAAUUCCAGAAAAAUUUUGCAUUGACUCGUUGUGUAGACGAAAAAGAACAACUGCGUGAAGCAAAUCGAAUACGAGACGAGCUGAUCCGAAAAAUGCAGGAACACAACUUUGAUCAGAAGCAAAAUAAAACAGCCCCGAAGAGUGCUUGCGAAGUCAAUUUCGAUGAAAAUAUAAAAGGCUCGCAAUUACGAAAAGUAAAGACUGAGAUCAAGCCUGGGCAAGUCAUUGCAACAGGGGUCUUACCGGAAUCCGCGAAAGAAAUUACUGAUUCACUCGAUGGAAAAACUAGCACCAUGAAAUCGACCACGUCCAGAGUAGCUAAUAAUGAGAGCAUGAUAGGGAAAAUAGAACCAUGUGAAACUGACAGGGCGAAAUCAAAAGAAUCAAAACGAAAGAACGAUUUGAGGAAAAUACAAGAGCAAUUUAAGAAGGACCAGUUGCUAAUUCAGCAAGAAAUGGAAAAGAAAAAGGCAAAAUCUCAACAAGAAAAACAAAAGGUAGAAAAAGCACAGGACAAACAAGACACCGACGAGGAAAACUUAAGAAAACUCGAAGAAAAAAAAGUUCUGGCAAAGUUGAUAUACGAAGAAGAACAGAAACUGUUAGCUCAAAAGAAAGAAGUCGAAGAAAGAAUUAAGUACGAACGGACAAUAAAGGAAGAAACAUCUCGACAGGCUGAUGUUCAAAUGAAAAUUGCUCGCGAGAAAGAAAAUUAUCUAAAAGCUAUCAGUUCAAAGGAUGGACCCAGCUACGAAAAGAAGGAUGAAACUAGAUUAAACAGGGAUAACGAUCAACCUAAAAAGAACAUAAAGUCUAUUACUGAAUCCUACGAACGGCUCAAAUUGAGAAAAUUCGAAAAGAAGAGAAUCGAAAUGCAGCGUUCACUUCAAGAGCAGCACGUUAGAUCAGCACGUCAGGUGAAUGAAACAAUCAGGAGACAAAGUUGCAGUAACCUCGAAGAAGCUCAUAUCUAUGAAGAUGUGCCUCUUACCCAACCGCCUGAAGAAAAACUCGACACAUUGAAACAAGAAGAAGAGAGGCAGAUGAGGAAAGAGGCAGAACAGUAUGAAGAAUACCGACGACACCUCGAAACAAAACGCAGAGCUCAGGUAGAAGAUUCUGAUGAUUAUGCGUCCGAGUGGGACGAGAGCAGCGAGGCCUCUAAUCAAGUCUUCGACAACAAUGCGCACGAUCCUGAAGAACCGUUCGACGAACUCAAAGCAACAAGUGAAGAAGAGCUGCUAGAAGCCCAAGAGAAAUCCAUACGUAAUCUUGAACGGCAAAUCAGGAAGCAGAAAGAGAAGGACCGCAGAAGGAACUCCGAUUCACGUCUGUCUGAAAAUCAAGAAAAUCCUGUGGUUAGGUCGCGGCCUCAAAAUCGAGACAAGUUGAGCCAAAUCCCCCAACGGUCUCAGAGUGAACGUCGAGCAAGCUCAAGCACAGGUGACUUAAGAAGAAGUAAUUCUAGAACUCUGCCGGUAACAAAGUUUAGCCCCGAUCCAAUGGAAUUCGGCUUUAAGCCUAUCGAGAAUCCAGUUCUGUCGAAGUCCAUGAGCAACCUUGAGAACGGGGGAUCAGCAGAGUCAGGUGCCGCUGUUGCAGGAGCGCAGGCUGGAGCGAAGGCAACGAUGCUUGUGGCACGACCGGUGGCAGAAUCUGGACUACGAUACAAUGACGGGCUGUCGAGGACGCACUCCAUGUCGGCCAGUUUGGGGGACUUGCAGCAGGUGUCCAGUAAACCGCCGCUACCGGCUGGGGCAGGCAGGGCGAGAAUGAGGCACGCCACCAGCGACGAGUGGCUGAACAGAUCCCCGUGGGCGCGAAACUACGAAGAUGGUAGGCGGUUCACGUACGCGCCGGGAGAGGACCUGAACUUGGUGCAUCUGGAGCCUCUGCACCUCCUGCAGGAGGGCUACGGCAGGGACUCUUGGGGCUGCGAUGAAGAUGGCGCAAUGGACCUGCAGACGAUGGAGGGCUACAACAAGCUUCUCUCUGAGUACUACGCUGCCUACUACGAGGCCUAUUACCUCAGCUACUAUCGGAAACAACAGGAAGAUCUGAAGUCCGGCAAAGGCUGCACAAUGAACGGUCCUGCUGGUCCUCCACCCCCACCCCCGCCGCCUCCAUUUGUGGUGGCCGGGGCGACGCCCCCCGCCUUGCUGCAGCCAGCGCCGGCGCAGGGCCGUCCUAGCGCCCGCGGGGCGGCCCUGAUGAUGCCCCUGGCGGCGCCUCCUGCAGCUCUGGCGGGCGCCAUGAUGAAGGACAAGAAGCCCUUCACGUACACCCCCGGCGGUCUGGACCUGUCCGAGAUCAGAUCGCCAAGAAUGCAGAGGCGCCUGAGCAGGAAUGCUGCCCUAGAAGGAGUGAGGCCGUCGCCUUUGGCCCAGACUCAGCCACAGUCCCCAGUCCCAGGGAUCACAUCACCAGCCGCUACGUCGGGAAUAGCAGUUCAAGUCUUACCGAUGCCAGGAAUGUCGAUGACAAAGGCAAUACCAACUCCACCGGCCUCAGCUAAGCUUAUAGAACCACCCCCACUGACGAAAAAUGUUUGUGGACCACCACCACCUCCUCCACCCUUUGCUAUUGGUUUAGAUAUUGCUCCGAGCAGCAGCAUAAAAUCAAGUGUCUCUCCACAGGCAUCAGUUAUGCCUGUAUCUCCAGUGUCUCCUGCUAAGCAGGCAUCUAUGCAAGGCGAUCUUAAUCUAAACACGCCGAGUUCUCCCGCAUUUUCACUACAUUCGUCUGAUCCGCGAUCGCCUUCGCCGUCGUUGGUGUCCACCAACACGAGUGAAUCUGGAGGGUCGGACGGGAUCCCUGCACCACCCCCCAUGCCACCUCAAUGUUCCACAGCGAGACGUGCGUCUCUCUUGAGGAAUGAAGAUCAAGCUAACGCUGUAACAUUAGACAAUUCCAAACUUUAUUUAAACGCUGCCAAUAAUAACAAUAUUUCUCCAACGUUCUCCGCCGGAACUGAGAGUGACCUGAAUGCUGAUUCUUCUAGUCUGGCAAUGGAAGAUGUCAGAGAAGGUUCCGUGACGCCUUCAUUAACAUCGAAUAUUGAAAAAGCUUCAGAAAAAGAGUACAGCAGCAAUGAAUCUCUAUUGAAACAAAUUUCUGCGUUGGAGCAGAUUACUGCAAGACAUCAGAGCAUAUUUGAAGACUCGAAGAAUGAAGCUUCAAAUAUUUCUUCAAAUGAUGCCGAUGUUUAUGUCCAGCCAAUUUUGAGAUUAAGUACCAAAUCCAGGACGAAUGAGAAUGAUGGAGGACAUAAGGAGGUUCAAGAACUAAAAUCAACUUCAAGGCAAAAACAUGAAGCUGAAGACCGACGUGAAAACGAGACUGUAGGAAAACAAGAACAAAAAAUUAAAGAAAUCCAAAGUCGAGUAUCUGAAGAAAAGCAGAAACAGCAGGCUGGCGAUCAACAAAAAUUGGAAUUAGAAGAAAAGCAAAGGCGGGAAAUUGUGGAGAGAAGCAGAAUAGAGAGGGAAAACAGCAAGGAGGUGGAAGAGAAAAAACGAAGAGAAGCUUAUGAAGAAGACCAGGAAAAACAGCGAUUACGAGAAGAGGAGGAUAGGACUAAAGCAGAAAAUGAGCUUCGGCAAAAGCUUGAAAUGGAGCAAAAGAUGAAGCGAGAAGAGGAGCAACGACAGCAUGAGGCACAUGAACGUCAACGUAGAGAAGAAACAAAAAGACUGCAAGAGCUCGAAUCGCAACGGAUCGAAGAAGAACGGCUGAAAGCACAAAAGUUGGAAAUUCAGAAGCAAAGAGAUUUGGAGUUGAAGAAACAAGAGACAGAAUGGCAGAAGCUUCAUGAUUUGGAAGCUCAGCAGCAAAGGGAAUUGGAAAAUCAUAAAUUUGAGGAUGGCUCUGGCUAUCCACGCGGCUGCUCACAAGUGGGCUACCAACAGCCGGGCUACAGCUCCCUGUCGCCCACCUUGAAAGCUGGUAACAACCGCUUCGUGCGCAUGGGAUCAGUUCCAGCGCAGCGGCGUCUAAGUAUUCCGACGAAUACCUCCGACAAUCAACCCUGUUCCACCACUGAAGAUCAGAACAGAGUUCAAGAAAAAGUGGCAGCGCAAAAGAAAAGUCCAAACAUCAGUCCCACGACAGGAUUGAUAAAAGCCCCCUUACCUUGGAUGUCGGCUGUGCCUCGAAGAGAAGCGUCCGCUCCUCCCGAGUUUGUAAAUUACGCUCAAGUCGCCCAAGCGAGGCUUCAGCAACAACGUUCUCAACGGCAGCAGUCCAAGGAAGAAUCGAGAGUUCAGUCUGCCCCAUCUCCCACAUUUAAGAAAGCAGUCAUUUCUAGUCCUCCGGUUGUAUUUCAGCAUGGAGUCGCCAAUUUUCAGCUUGAAGACGCAGGCAGUAACACUCUACCUAGGCAAAAUAAACAGCCGAUUGACAAGUCAUUGUCCGGUCCCGUUCUGAGGCCGUGGGCAAUCCGACAUCGGGAAUAUCAGCAACAAAAAACUUCUCAAGACAAUUCUAUUACAAACGAUUCUCACGCAACACCACGACAACAUGUUAGCCCAUCUUCAAAUUUUAAUGCUUAUGGUCAGUCGCAGCAUUCGCGAUCAACCAGCGUUGGUUCUCCAAGAUGGCCGGAGGUUCAGGCUCCCAUUUAUCUACGUCAGCCUUCAGCUGAAGCAGCGACGCCUCAAAGUACUUCAUUAUCUGGUCCGCGAGUUCGAAUAGUUCCCAUCGUGAUGGAACAGGACAGUUCGUCCGAUGCAGAACUUGCUUACGCAAGCGAUAAUCCUUUAGUUGCAACUUGUGGUCUAGGUGCAGGGGCCCUUAGACAAAAUCAAUCACCCACGGUACAACUUUCUGCAUCCACAUCAUCAAGGACAUCGGCUGCUUUUGGAUCAUUGUCGACACCCUCAACAACACCAAAAUGGCCAUCGGGGCAACCGCCUUUUAAAAUAGUCCGUCCAGAUCAACAACAAAUCGAAGCUGUUCGAAAGAACCCGGGCUCUGCGGGACCUAUGUACUGCAGUAACCCUGCAAGCGUGAACUCCGAGGGAGACGCGGUGGAGGCUCUUCAGCAAAUGCAACAAAGCUUGGCGCAGCUCAAUUCAGGGUUGCAAAAUGCGUACCCGAAAUUUAUCCAGGAAAAGAUGAGCAGCUCUCUGCCAACUCGCGGCGUCAAUAGCCCUGGACCAGCGGCGGCCCCUGAGUGCGCCCCCGUGCAGUCUCGCUCCUUCCGAGUCUUGCAGCAGGUGGUCGACAACGAGGCAUCAGGAUCUGACGACGAAAUUCGUGGGCUCAUGAACCAGGGAGCGCCUCUUAGCUACCAAACGGCGCAGUCCAAAACUUUUACAGGAGGUUCAAAAGGGCGCGGCCAAAGACAAAGUAAUUUUGUUGAGUCCCCUCUGGUCCGACCCCGUCCAACUUACCCCGAUGAAUGCCUCCGAGAUCAUCAAGGGCUCGGCGUUAGCGAGAGCAGCAACGCGAUACCGUCGCGAACUUUCCGUGCUCUACAGCAGCACACUGACGGCAUAUAUAAUGACGCGGAAGUGACCCGACCCAGCACAACAUCGCCUCAUCCAACAUCCUUCUCUCCUUCCGUUUCACCUGUCACUUAUCGUCCUUCUAAUUCAUCAUCCUCUGUUGAAAUGAACUCCUCUAAUAAAACUAACGGUUUUGCUAGCUACUCACAGCCGCUGUCAGGUCAGACGUACAAAACCGUUGCACCCCAUAUCGUCGUCAGCAAUCUUUCACAACCCAAAAUUGUGAAUUCAGCUCUCUCGAAGCAAAGGGCAGCGUCCCCGUCUAGGUGGCACGUCAGCACUUCGAAUGCCAGUACCGCUGACUCACCGAGGGGACCAAGUCCCCUGGCAGAGGACCAGUCACGGCUGCGCAAGUUCCUCAGUGAAGAAGCCGCUGCUAAUGCCAACUCUAACGGAAGGCUCGACAAGGAGCCGAAGAAGCUGUACGAUGGUGCACAUAUUCCCUCACGUGUUUUCAGACAACUACAAUCUGAAUUUUCAGAUUCAUCCGAAACGCCCUCGGCUAACAAUCCUACUCCUUGCAAAGUUUCCGUCAAAAUCGACAAACCAGAGUUGUCUGCAGGCUUGCUUCGACUCCUGCAGAGCGACCAAAACAAACUGCAAAAUGACAAUAUAAGUCACAACGGCGGUGACGCCUCUUGUGUGUCGACAUUCCGCGUUGAGUUGGACGAAUACCACAACAACGGAAUGGCCAAUACGGCAGUUCGAAAAGAGUCUGUCCUCAAGGAAUUGACCACACAAUUUGAAUCAUCAGAACGUAAAAAACCCAGAGCUGCGCCAGGAAAGGUUUUCCGUUACUUGCAGCAAACUUACGACAGUCCGGAGGAUGACAAUGACUCAGAACCUAACAUGAGCGAUACCAACGGACUCAAGAAAAAUGAAGACUAUCCGCGCAAAAAUUCUUUAGAUAAUCGGUCUAAAACGUCGAGAUUUCACUCCCCUUCUUUCAAUAUUUUGCAAACGCAAUACAAAGAUGAUGAAUCAAACGCACGUGUCGAUCCGCACGAUCUUACCAGUCUGAAGAUCACGGAAGAGGGAGAUCCCAUCCACUCGAAGCCCUACGUUGGUCAGCGCAUUCCUGGCAAGACUUUCCGGAUGCUGCAAGAAAAUUACGCCAGCCACCCGUCCGUGCUGCAAGCAAGAAAAUAAAUUCUAGUGGCUAAAUCUUCUCUAAUUGUUAGCACUUGGAAAACGUGCGGAGGUUGCGUCAGCCAGGGCAUUCCAUGUUGAAUGCAGUCAGAGAUUUCUGAUGUUGUAACAAGUUAUUUUUCUUUAGUUUAAAUUAUGGUAACGAAAAUAAGUUAUGUCGAAGAAGGGUUACUGAAAUUUUGUACUCGAAUACCGAACAUUCGACAUCGAUAUGAGCUUCGGAUAUAAGAUAACUCAAAUCUGGAAUUUCAUAAAAUUUCUACAAUAUCGUCACAAUCAACUAUGGAUCUGAUUAGGUAUUUAAAAUCCAAUUAACCUAAGAUUGAAUUGAAUCAUCUCAUGAAUAAUCAGUAUUUUAUGCAUUAACAAUUGUAUAAUAAUGCUUGUACAUACAUGUAUUUGCUCGGCUUUCUUGUGCCUUCAUCUCCGCAAUUAUUUACAUAUGAUGCGAUACUGAUAUUAAAAAUGAAUAAUUUUGAAGUUUGUUAUAUUAUUUUGAGGCGAACGUCUGAUGUAUCGUUUAAAAGCGUACGUCUGACCGAGCUACAGGUAGUCGUGACUUAACUAACCGUCGCCUACUUAACUAACCGUCGCCUACUUAACUU